CUUGCGGGGCGUACUCUCGCGCAGAGGUCGCCGUGAGGGGCUCGGGUAGGCUGUUGUUGAGUGCAGUCUGAGCUCGCUGAGGCGGCGCCUCAGGGUCGAUGGCGGAGGGCGAUAAUCGCAGCACCAACCUGCUGGCUGCAGAGACAGCGAGUCUGGAAGAGCAGCUGCAAGGCUGGGGAGAAGUGAUGCUGAUGGCUGACAAAGUCCUCCGAUGGGAAAGAGCCUGGUUUCCACCUGCUAUCAUGGGCGUGGUUUCUUUUGUAUUUCUGACCAUCUACUACCUAGAUCCAUCUGUUCUGUCAGGUGUUUCCUGUUUUGUUAUGUUUUUGUGCUUGGCCGACUACCUUGUUCCCAUUCUAGCACCUAGAAUUUUUGGCUCCAAUAAAUGGACCACUGAGCAACAGCAAAGAUUCCAUGAAAUUUGCAGCAAUCUAGUGAAAACUCGACGCAGAGCUAUGGGCUGGUGGAAACGCCUCUUCACACUAAAGGAAGAAAAGCCUAAAAUGUACUUCAUGACCAUGAUCAUUUCUCUUGCUGCGGUUGCUUGGGUGGGACAGCAAGUCCACAACCUUUUUCUCACCUACCUGCUUGUAACUUUCGCACUGUUGCUUCCUGGACUAAACCAACAUGGAAUCAUUUCGAAGUACAUUGGAAUGGCCAAGAGGGAGAUAAACAAGCUUCUGAAACAAAAAGAAAAGAAGAAUGAAUAAUGCAUCUGCUUUCUUCAGUGUGAUUGAUGGAGUAUACAUUGUCCCUGGGAACAGUUUCUACUAUGCUGUCUGUAGACUAAACUGUUACAGAAGUAGCUCUUUGCUCUCCCUCAUUCUGCCCUUAGUUAAUAGAAAUUCAGGACCUGCCAAGUAAGGCUUUGUGCGUAGUGUCUUCGUGUCCAGUGUAGCUGGGUGCAUUCUCAUCAGUUGACCUUAUGUGGACAACUCAUUAGUGAGUACUGACGUGUUUUGAAUUUUCUCACCUACAGUUAAUUGAAUUCUUAUUUUUUGGCACUCGCCUUUAAAAUAAUAUAGUAGUGAACUUUAUGCUUUAGUACAGUUACCAGUGACUCUUGAUAAUUGUGGGAGUUAAUCUUUGCUUGAGCUAGAUACAAGAUUGUGUUCUGUGGCGACAGGAAGCUGGUUCUGCAGUCUGCUUCCACAGUGUGUGUACAAUAACUGUUCAGCUUCGUGAAUACAGAGACCAAUUAAGAUUCAUUCCACAUUCUGUUUCUUUACCGUGGAGGAAGAAUCCCCACGGGAUAAAAUGAAACUAAUUCCAUGCACCUAGUAUGUGUUGGUUUCUCCCUUGAGCAAAACUUAGCAAUUUGUAGGAAAACGUUGCUCGUUUGUCCUAAAUGGGGACUCUGACAGGUGUAGAGCUCUUGUCCUCUCCCCGUUAGACUUCAAUUUGGUAAAUCCUUAGAGGCUUUUUAUUAGCAGACUUCCAAAAGAUUAUAUUAGGAGUUUUAACAUAGUUCUCAUUGCAGAUUUUCAGCCGACUAAAAGUGCAUAGUAGGUUAAGACUCAUGUCUAUGACCUUCACUCCAAGACUAGCCAGUGAAAGACAGAAGUCUUCUUAGGUUAGCCAAGAUUCAUUUCUGUAGAAAAUAGUUUAUCCUGCUAAUUUUUCAAGAUGAGAGUAAGUCUUUAAAAGUAAGCCGCAAGAUUGUCAUUUUAUGGCAGUACUGGCUCUUUCGGUCCCCACAGAUCUGGAAUAGGAGGUAGGGACUGUGCUGGCGUCUGACUUUUCCUAGUUAUUUCUCUAAAGAUUGCAAGAGCUGUGGGUUAGAGCCAACUUGUGACGAUGAUUGUUGCCCUGUAGUCUACAUAGAUUUUGUAAUCCUUGGAAAGCUUCUUAGAAUCAUUCUCUCCUUUUCAGUAACUAGAAAUUUAAAGUAGUUGCAAUCUGUAGGAGUGAUCCUCUGAGGGCCAGAAAUGUUGUGACAUAUUUGGGAACAAUUCUUAAACUCUGAUUAACUAGGUGUCAUAUAGUUUUGUGAAUUUAUUGCACUGAUGUGUAAAACUUGGAGCUUGUGAUAUAUCUACCCUUAAAUAAAUGUUUCCCACCUUCUAUACUGCUGUAUACGGUAGCACCCAUGUAGCAUUUUUUUUUUUUAAUGUUUCAUAUGAAAAUUACCUUAAUUUUACAUGUGUUUCCUCAUUGUAAAUAAGCCUGUCUUCCUAUCUGGGUUUUUUUGUGUAUACAUGUUCUACUGAUUAACUACUUCUACAGUUUAAUCCUGUAUUCUUUCUUCUAGUUUGUGUAAAGGGAGAAAAAUAAAAGUUGGAAUCUUGUGUC
Messenger RNA from Trichechus manatus latirostris (Florida manatee), 2292 nucleotides. It is a transcript of the gene ARL6IP1, whose product is annotated as ADP ribosylation factor like GTPase 6 interacting protein 1. Gene Ontology annotation, cellular component: membrane; Sec61 translocon complex. The record is from RefSeq and is a predicted model, not a curated record. Gene Ontology annotation, biological process: cotranslational protein targeting to membrane. Bases 99 to 710 code for a protein of 203 amino acids. The transcript is spliced from 6 exons. Lineage: Eukaryota; Metazoa; Chordata; Mammalia; Sirenia; Trichechidae.